AUGCAACCUGCAUCGACGGCUCCACCUGACGGCGACGCGCUGCAGGACGACGCACACGAACACGCGCGCAAGUGGUGGGGCGAACGGGAGCUGGCGGUCGAGCGUGAGCUAGCGGUGGGUCUGCAGCGGCGCAUGGAGACGCAGCGCGCACAGCUCUACGCGUUCAAGACGGAGCAGAGCAAGUGGGAGCACGAGCUGCAGCUGCGCAUCUCCAAGUACACGCACGACCGCAAGCUCCUGAGUGAGCACAAUGUGGAGCUGCAGGGAGAACUCGCGGCGAUGGAAGCGAAGCUGGCGCAGUACCAGCGCGAGAUGGAUCUGCAGGUGCAGUACGUGAUCGAGCUGGAGGGCGUGCUGCAGGAGAAUCAGAUGGACGCGCAACAAGUGUGGACGCUGCGGCAGGAGAACAGGGAGCUGCAGCAAAGACUGCGACAAUGGGAGAGCUUUUAUCGCGACGAAAAGGUGCAGGUGGCACAGCAGCAGCAAGUGCAGCAAGAGGAGCUGCUGACAGAGCUCGAGCGGCUGUUGGUGCUGCCUCAAGAUGCGCUCGUGCAUCGACAACAUGCAGGAGGCAUGCAUGAUGCAAAGGGCGAUGGGACGACCAACGGCGGGCAGACUCAGCAUGGUUCUGGUCGAACGCAGCGGGAAACUGAUGCAGAAAACGAGUCGCUCGUGACGAGGGUGAAGGAGCUCGAAGCGCUGUGCAAGCAAAAGGACCAAUCCGUGUGCUCGCUAACGUCGAUCGUGGAGCAGCAAGAAAUUGCAUACGAUGAGAAGCUAAAGAUCGUGACAGCCAAGUAUCAGCAGGUCAAGGCAAUUAAUCUGGCAUUGCAGAAGCGACUCAUGCACACACUGACCGAAGCAAGUGGCAAGGCAUAG
Molecule: messenger RNA, 879 nt
Organism: Hyaloperonospora brassicae
Lineage: Eukaryota; Oomycota; Peronosporomycetes; Peronosporales; Peronosporaceae
Source: the annotation of a GenBank genome assembly